Messenger RNA from Eimeria maxima, 516 nucleotides. RefSeq lists its product as hypothetical. The record is from RefSeq and is a predicted model, not a curated record. NCBI's taxonomy places the organism in Eukaryota, Apicomplexa, Conoidasida, Eucoccidiorida, Eimeriidae. Bases 1 to 516 code for a protein of 171 amino acids. The transcript has 2 exons.
AUGGCCGCACAGGGCACGGGAGCCCCUGCGGCGGAAGCCAAGGAGGGGCCCCGACGGCCCUUGAACUAUGCGGAAUUAUCUAAGGAUUCUUUGCGUGCUGUUACUAUGGAGAACGGUUUGCAGCAGAGUGCCAUUUACUGGGAGACAGGCCACAGGACGUGGCUGCCCUUCUGGGCUUCUUUUACGCAAAAGUUUACGUGGAAGAUUAUAGACGACCAGAUUCGCCGUUUCUUGGGCUUCACCUCCCCUGUGACUACGGAGCCGUUUAUCUUUUACAACUCUCCCCACAUCUACAUGCGCCAGUACGUAGGGGACCCGGAUGUACACCUGACUGUACCCCUUAGUGUUAGAUGGCGUUUUGCCUUCUCCCCUGCGGGUACAGAAACCUUCGAAGACUAUGAUAAGCAGGUACAAGAUGCAUUCUAUGAGAGGGCAGUAUCUGCCGAUCAGCGGCGAGAAAAACAAAGAGCUGUCGAUGCCAUCUUAAAGUGCGCAGAAGAGGCAGACAAACGCUAA